AGUCAUCCAAACGCAAGAUGCCUUGAUAAGAAACACACUCUGCCACUGUAUCAUCAAGAAUUUUGCAUUUUAAUUUUAAACUAAUUCCAUUAUUUAAAGUUAUGUUUGUAUGAUUUUCAAAAUGUUCAUAAAUAGAUUGAGAAACACCUAUUGCCAAAGCUUCUUGGAUGGUGGCAUCUGUUACAUCAUUCGUUCUCGUAGCUUAUCGACACAACGUGACACAAAGGGACAGAAUCGUGUCCCCGGGAACGAGUUUGAAUAUAUCAUCCUGCAAGAACCGCGUCCUGAUCGCGAUCAGAUGAAACAAAUGAACGGAAGCAACAUUGCGGUGCGUCGAAUAGGCCUACUAGAUUUGGCCAAAAGCAAACUCUACGAAGCACAAUUUUUCUACGACGAAUUCAGCGGAAUGAGCGAGGUGAAGGUUGCCCAGAAUAAAGUUAUCGAGAUUCAGAACCAGCUGCAGCUGGUACAAGAGCGGAGACGACAUAUAUUGCUGGAAUUGACGCUUAUUCGCAAGCAGCUACAAGAUUUACACGUUGAAGUGCAGAAAACGGUGCGCGGGGAACAUCGAUACGUGGAACUGAUCAAAGAAGAGUUUGAAGUACUAGCGCGCGAAAAGGAAAAGAAUCAAAUCUUUCAAAUUGUUGACCAGGAGGAACGGGAUUUGUUCUCUCAUCUGACAUCGGCCGUUAAAACGUCCCACGAGAAGGAACGUACACAAGCAAAUAACGUAAAAUAUUGGUCGAUCAUUGGAUCUUGCGUGGGUGCCCUGCUAGGCAUCAUUGCCACUUCCAUCAACUACUACUACCGGAACACGCAGUUCGAAGCGAUCAAACAGACGACCGGGGAAAGCGUAACGCGAUUGGUGGGGGUAGAUGAGAAACUUGAUGGGUUGAACGUUACAUUGGAUUACAUAAAGGAAUAUGUAACGAUGCGGAAGCUAGAAGAGGACAGGUUACGAAUACUUGCACAAUCGGGAGCAGUGGAAGAAGAGAAACAACUGAAACCAUUGGAAAGUUGGAGUGAUUAUUUAAAGAGAAACACGAUCCGUAUUUAUAGGUUUUUUAUGCCGAUAACUAACAAAUGAUUGGACUGUUGUUAAAAUAAAAUUUAUUCAUUAAUUUACAAAUAA
Toxorhynchites rutilus septentrionalis is the source of this 1132-nucleotide messenger RNA. RefSeq names its product mitochondrial potassium channel-like. Lineage: Eukaryota; Metazoa; Arthropoda; Insecta; Diptera; Culicidae. The coding region runs from base 110 to 1087 and encodes 325 amino acids. The transcript is spliced from 2 exons. The record is from RefSeq and is a predicted model, not a curated record.